This is a messenger RNA of Ipomoea triloba (trilobed morning glory), 1278 nucleotides long. RefSeq lists its product as uncharacterized. NCBI's taxonomy places the organism in Eukaryota, Viridiplantae, Streptophyta, Magnoliopsida, Solanales, Convolvulaceae. Bases 1 to 1278 code for a protein of 425 amino acids. The transcript has a single exon. The record is from RefSeq and is a predicted model, not a curated record.
AUGGCUGAAAAUAAUAGAGUGGGUCAACAGGAUGAACGCAUACCACCAAUAGUUCCACCUCCGCAAAAUCAAGUAGCUCAACCACGUCUUCGAGACAUCCAAAGACCGGUAAUAGCUGUUAACCCUUCUUGCAUUCAAUUAUCCGAUGCAGCUAGGAAUUAUGAACUCAAGAGUUUCCAUAUGAAUUUGCUCCCUACCUUUAACGGUUUGGGAAGUGAGGAUGCUUUGGGUUUCAUGCGAGAGCUCUAUAGUACGGUACAAACUUUACCUUUGCAUAAUUUAUCUGAAGAAGAGCUUAGAAUGAAAUGUUUUCCAUAUUGCAUGAGGGGUGAUGAUAGGCAGUGGUUGUUAAAUUUACCAGAGGGUUCUUUAAGAACUUGGGAUGAUGUUUACAAUGCUUUCAUGUUUAAAUAUUACUCAUCUCAAAAGACAAUGGACUAUAGGAGUAGGAUAUGCACUUUUACUCAAAGAGAAGGGGAAUUAUUUCAUGAAGCAUGGGAUCGUUUCAAUUUGCUUUUGAGCCAAUGUCCACACCAUCAAUUUCCUUUGUUAUUGUUGACACAAUUCUUUUAUGAUGGUUUAAAUCCUAAUUGUCAGUCUCUUGUAGAUACUGCUGCAGGUGGAUACACAGGUGAUAAAAAUAGUGAUGAGUUACAAGCUAUCUUUGAGAGUCUAGCUAGUAAUUCUAGACAAAAAGCAGUGAGAGGUCGAAGAGCUGCUGUGCAUGAAAUUAGCACACAGUCUGAGUUGACAACACAAGUAGCUGAAUUGACUAAACAGAUUAACUUGUUGAUGACUCGCGAUAAUUCGAAUAGAGAAUUUUGUGCUUAUUGCAAUACAUAUGGUCAUAACUCUUCUUUUUGUAUGAAUGCAGAGUCAUCGCAACCAUCUUAUGAAGAGGCAAAUUACAUGGGAUCUAAUAUGGGGAGGCAACCACCAAGAAAUGAUCCGUUUUCCCAUACAUAUAAUCCAGGUUGGCGAAAUCACCCUAACUUCUCAUGGAGAGAUCAAGGUAAUGCAAGGUCAAUGGGACCACCUAGAUUUCAGCAACCAGGGCCAUCAGGAUCUCAGCAUCAGCAAUACAGACCCUUCCAGCAGCCACCUGCACCACAACAACCUCAACUUCCUACUCAGGAAAAGAAGCCUCAACUAGAGGAGAUGUUCAUGCAAUACAUGGCUAGCCAGGAUACUAUGAUGAAGAAGCUAGAUGCAAAGAUUGAUAAAGUUGCCCAGUCCAGCCAAGCAUCCAUUCAUAAUUUAGAGGUGCAAGUAGGUUAG